Messenger RNA from Zootoca vivipara (common lizard), 691 nucleotides. RefSeq lists its product as uncharacterized. NCBI's taxonomy places the organism in Eukaryota, Metazoa, Chordata, Lepidosauria, Squamata, Lacertidae. The record is from RefSeq and is a predicted model, not a curated record. Gene Ontology annotation, molecular function: structural constituent of cytoskeleton. Gene Ontology annotation, cellular component: intermediate filament.
CACCUCCAUCCAGCAAUGGUUGACUGUGGUCCAUCCUGUGCUGUCCCAUCCUGGGCCUCCACCCCCACUGUUGGGUUUGGAUCAGCAGGAGGUCUUGGCUAUGGUGGUCUCGGCUCUGGAUUGGGAGGUCUCGGCUAUGGAUGGGGAGGUCAGGGCUUCGGAUUUGGAGGCCUGGGCUAUGGAUAUGGAGGUGCUGAAAGAGCAGCCAACCUCGGAGUCCUGGCAGGAGUUGCCCCAUCAUGCGUCAACCAGAUCCCACCAGCAGAGGUCGUGAUCCAGCCACCUGCCUCCGUUGUGACCAUCCCAGGGCCCAUCCUCUCUGCCAGCUGUGAGCCUGUGGCUGUUGGAGGCAACACCCCAUGUGCUGUUGGUGGUUCCGGGAUCGUAGGGGGUUAUGGCUAUGGAGGGUGGGGCCAUGGGUCUGGCCUCCUUGGAAGCUCUGGGGGCUGGGGCUAUGGUUUGGGCUACGGGAAGGGGGCACUCCUUGGCAGGAGGUUUGGGCGUCGUGGUAGCAUCUGUUCAUAAGCCAAUUAAUCCCAAGAAGAAUAUCCUGAACUGAUAUCCACGGAGCUUGAUGCAGAUCCUUUGACGUUGCGUCAGAAGAGCUGAAUCUAAAUAACCAUGGCUGAAAAAUCACACAAACACCCUUUGUUUUAAAGUAUAGAAGAAUAAGAUCCUUCCACACUGUGUG